CUUCGUCGAAUACACAGCAAAUUGUCGGUCGGUCGGUGUGCAUGUCGAACAUUAGUAUUUGGUGUUGCCUCAGCACCAAUUUGUUUUCAGCAGAAAGUGCAAUAGCACGCCCACAAUUCAGUUUUUAAGUGCAUCAUCACUUAGCCGAGUGUCAAGCUCUUACAACCCUGACACAACGACUAGUGUAGGCAUUUAAGUCGGGCAGUUGCUGUGGCGUAUACGCAACAUAACUCACAUUUGGCGCGCCUAAUACUUGGAAUAGACACACCUUUACGUUUAAAUUUCCAUUGUAAGACCGAGAGUUUGAAAUGGCUUGUCCGUUCUUUCGCCGCAGCGACUCUUUGACGCGUCAGCCAUCGGUUUGUGCGGAGGCAAGUAACAACACUUGGCUGUUGGAGGAUGAGGAGCAACCGGAUGAUGCGUUGACACUGACACAUUUACAAAUGGCCAUACAACUGCUCACGGCACCAUCGAAUGCCGACUUGAACACCGCUGUUACCGCGCUUAUUGCCAAGUACAGCCAAAGCUGGCCGAAAAUUUCCAAACUCCGCAUUGAUUUGGGCACUUUAAAGAGCGUGCCCAACUAUGACUAUUUGGCUGACAUACAGGAUAUUCUACUGGAAAUGGAUGAAUCGAGUGCUAGUGAGAUUUUAGUGCUGUUGGGUGAAGAGUUGAUCACGUCGUGUUGUACUGGUAUAAUAGAGCGCGCCUUUCGUUGUCUUGGCACUGAUUUGCAAGAGUUUCUCGGUUCACUGGAUGGUGUCUACGAUGUGCUCAAAUUGCAGGAGGAGGACGUCACCGACACCGGUUUCGUGUGCGCCGGCGAUGGUGAAUUAAUAUUCACCUCGGAACGUCCGGUAAUCGCUUGGCUGCUACUCGGCUCACUGAAGGCACUCACACGAAUGCUAUACAAUGUGCAGGUCAAUAUUAAAAUUGAGCCUGUCGAAGGCGAUUCACGGCGUUAUCGCUAUUUAUUUUCGCUGGUUAAAGAAUACAGUGGCGGUGUCACAUCGGCAACGGUGCAGCAGCGUAGUGCUUUAGAGCUUGCCAAAGUGACAGCAGCAAUGCCAACGCAAAGGAAUAAUUCGAGCAAAGCAGCUGAUUUGGCUAUGAAUUCGCAUACUUUUUGUAAGGCUUUCCCAUGGCAUUUCAUAAUGAAUGAGAAAUUGGAGUUGCUGCAAAUGGGUCGCGGUUUUAGCAAGCUUUAUAAGCCACAUAUGGCAGAGCAUGGUUGUCGCGCCAUAACUUAUUUCGAUUUCAAGCGGCCCAAAGGUUUGACCUUGAAAUUUCGCGAUAUUGCACGUCGCACAUAUACACCAUUUUUGAUAGCGUUAAAAUGUCCACCAAAUGUCAGCGAGUUUUCGGCUAAGGGUCUCGAGAUCAAAGGGCAAAUGGUGCAUUGUCCAGAAUCAAAUUCACUACUCUUCAUGGGCUCACCAUUUCUGGAUGGUUUGGAUGGCCUCACCUGUAAUGGGCUCUUCAUAUCCGAUAUACCACUACACGAUGCUACGCGUGAAGUUAUUUUAGUGGGUGAACAAGCACGUGCCCAGGAUGGUUUGCGUCGGCGCAUGGACAAAUUGAAGAGCUCAAUUGAGGAGGCAAAUGCCGCUGUCGCUAAGGAGCGUAAAAAGAAUGUCAGUCUAUUGCAUCUAAUAUUUCCGGCUGAGAUUGCCGAACGUUUGUGGCUUGGCGCUAGUAUCGAUGCUAAAACCUAUCCGGAUGUGACAAUACUUUUCAGUGAUAUUGUUGGCUUUACAAGCAUCUGUUCGCGUGCCACACCCUUUAUGGUCAUCAGUAUGCUGGAGAGUUUGUAUAAGGAUUUCGAUGAAUUUUGUGAUCUCUUCGAUGUGUAUAAAGUGGAGACAAUCGGCGAUGCUUAUUGUGUUGCAAGUGGUUUACAUCGUGCUUCAAUCUAUGAUGCCCACAAGGUGGCAUGGAUGGCAUUGAAAAUGAUCGUGGCCUGUGGAAAGCAUAUAACACAUGAUGAUCAAGAAAUCCAAAUGCGUAUUGGACUACACACCGGAACCGUCUUGGCUGGUGUGGUGGGUCGUAAAAUGCCCCGAUAUUGCCUCUUCGGCCACAACGUUACCAUAGCCAAUAAGUUUGAGUCUGGCAGCGAGGCAUGCAAAAUAAAUGUGAGCCCCACAACGAAGGAUUGGCUUGUUAAGUAUCCAGGCUUUGAGUUCGAAUUACAACCACGUGAUCCAUCCUGUUUGCCCAAAGAGUUUCCCGACACAAGUGGCGAUAAGACUUGCUAUUUCCUUGAAGGUUACCGUCAUCCGACAUUGAGCCCACAGGCAUCGCUAGUGGAACACAUAAGUGAGGCGUUGAAGUCCAUUUCGGAGCAAUAA
Ceratitis capitata (Mediterranean fruit fly) is the source of this 2351-nucleotide messenger RNA. RefSeq names its product head-specific guanylate cyclase (gene Gycalpha99B). Gene Ontology annotation, biological process: cGMP biosynthetic process; response to oxygen levels. Gene Ontology annotation, cellular component: guanylate cyclase complex, soluble. The coding region runs from base 309 to 2351 and encodes 680 amino acids. Lineage: Eukaryota; Metazoa; Arthropoda; Insecta; Diptera; Tephritidae. The record is from RefSeq and is a predicted model, not a curated record. The transcript has 9 exons. Gene Ontology annotation, molecular function: heme binding; guanylate cyclase activity.